Cyphellophora attinorum is the source of this 1116-nucleotide messenger RNA. RefSeq lists its product as uncharacterized. The coding region runs from base 1 to 1116 and encodes 371 amino acids. The transcript has 2 exons. The record is from RefSeq and is a predicted model, not a curated record. Lineage: Eukaryota; Fungi; Ascomycota; Eurotiomycetes; Chaetothyriales; Cyphellophoraceae.
AUGCCCAGCGCGACCCGCCCACCAGUAGACCAUUUCACGCCCGUCUCUCCAACCAAAGAGACCAUCGAUUUUGUCUCCCUCCGCCAAAUCGAUCUAUCGACAUACGAUGACGGCCCUGAAGCCCGCAGCUCCCUCGCAGAGCAAGUCCGGCUCGCCAUGACGACCCAAGGCUUCUUCAUCCUCGUCAACCACGGCAUCAGCGCCGAGGAAAUUGAACGCCAAGUCGACAUCGGACACACUGUACUGAGUCGGACAUCCGAAGAGGACAAGCAGCGACUCCGUGCCCCGAUCAGAGAAGAGGGCCACUACUUCGGCUUCAAGCCCCGCGGAAUCUGGACUGUAGAUGGAAAGACCAAGGACAAGAUCGAGCAGUUCAAUGUGUAUCGAGAUCUGAAUCUGCAUGAGCAGCCUGAUGUGUUGGAACAGUAUCGACAGGAGGUCUAUGAGUUUGUGAAGGAAACGCACACUGGCGUGCUAUAUAAGCUGCUUCGGCUGUUCGCUAUUGCUCUGGAAAUCGAAGACGAGGAGUUCUUUGUGAGGCUGCACGACUAUGAGCGGCGGGAUCUGUCGUGGUUUCGAUACAUGAAGUACUACGGUGACGAGUAUGAGUCGAAGAAGGAUGGCGGGAAGACUGUUUGGUUACAAGGGCAUCAGGACUUUCCUUGUCUGACGCUACUCUUCAGCCAGCCGAUGACUUCGUUGCAGGUGCGGGACGUUAGCGAUAAUGCUGAGUGGAAGUAUGUUCCUCACGUUCCAGGCGCCAUGGUCAUAAAUGCUGGCGAAAUCAUGCAAUGGUUCACCGGAGGAUACUUCAAAGCUGCCAUCCACCGUGUAGUCGAGCCACCAGCGGACCAAAGAGGCCGUAGUCGGUUUGGUAUCUUCUACUUCAGUGUCCCAAACAACGAAGUAGUAACCAAUACUGUCCUCGAACAGAGUCCACUCUUGAGAAGGGAGGGCGUCCAGAUGGCGCACAAACCCGAGGACGCGCCGACGAGCGAGCAGUGGGUGACAGGACGAGUCAAGAUAACGGGCAAAGGAGACAAGUUCGAGGGGAAAGGCGACGCGGCGGCGGAAGUUGAGAAGGUAGGAAAUGUCACAACGACUUGGUUUAGGUAG